UUCACUGCGCUCGAGCGUCAAGGAAUGUACGAGAGGAGAUGAAACUUUCCCUCAAGAGGGACCGAGCGCCAGGAGAUUUUUCCAUCAGAAGACCCCAAAUAUUGGCUUGUUAUCGAGCUCUGCCGUCAGAAGAUUUGUAAAUGAAGGUUGCUGCCGUUUUACACCUGGUUGCUCUCGCGGCUUUACUUCACUCCUGUUCUCACGUGUGUGCCAUUCCUCCAGAAUGCGAUCUAGACUUAAUGCUACUCAGAGAGGAGGAAAACUGCUACAACAUCAUCUAUCAGGAGAACCUGACAGAGACCGGGUCCACACGCACAGGUUGCAGUACUUUAUGGGAUGAUCUGAACUGUUGGCCUCAUGCUGAAGUGGGAGAGACUGUGUCGCGGCCAUGCCCCAAUUUCCUUCGGGUCAAAGGAGCUGUGAUGAAAAACUGCACUGAAAACGGCUGGUCUGAAAUCUUUCCCCCAUACGAACUUGCCUGUGGCCAUGGACUCAAUGACAGCUUUCAAAUUCCCACUGAUUUGGUGCUGGUCUCACAUGAGUACUUCUUUUAUGUGAAGAUCAUGUAUUCUGCUGGAUACGCCAUCUCUCUGGUCUCACUCAGCAUUGCCCUCACGGUGUUGUGUGUGUUCAGAAAGCUGCACUGCACUCGUAAUUUUAUCCACAUGCAGCUUUUUUUGUCCUUCAUCCUGAGAGCCAUCUUCAUCUUCGUCAGAGAUGCUGCGCUGCGGUACUCACAGGAGUACUACCACUGCAACUCUCAUCCGCCUGGCUGCAAAGUGGCACUGUUCCUGUCUAAUUAUUGCAUCCUGGCAAAUUACAGCUGGCUGCUGGUGGAAGGCCAUUACCUGCACAGCCUCAUUAACCUCUCACUGCGUUCACAGAAGAAACGCGUGCACUGGUACAUCCUGCUUGGCUGGGGGAUCCCAAUGCUCAUCAUUAUUAGCUGGAGUUUGGCCAAAUAUCUGCACCAGGAUGAAGGAUGCUGGGAGACGAGAGAUCAUGGCUGGAUAUGGUGGAUACUGCGAGUACCAGUCAUCAUUUUUAUCACAGUAAACAUGCUGUUUUUUCUGAGUAUUAUUCGGACAUUAGUGGCAAAACUGAAAGCUCCUGAUAUGCAUGGAAAUGAAAUUAAUCAUCACAGGAAGCUGGCGAAAUCUACAUUUCUCUUAGUGUCACUGUUUGGGCUCCAGUAUGUGCUUUUUGCCUUCUUCCCUGAUAGAGUGAGCGUGCUAACCUUCAAAAUCUGGAACGUCAUUGAGCUAGCAUUAGCAUCCACACAGGGCUUUAUUGUGGCACUGCUGUACUGUUUUUUGAAUGGAGAGGUACAAUAUGAAGUCCAUAGACGGUGGAGACGGUGGCGUCUGAAGCAGCGUUUCCAUGGUGAUCCCAGGGUGCAUAACGGCUCCCUGAGUAACAGUGGCCUGCCGCUGACACAGGUCUCACUGCUGACACGUCCCAGCACACAGAUCACCUGAGCACCUCAGAUCACAAGCACAAGACUCAUGCCACAAUCCAACAGCUAACAUCAUUAAAACGCACAGUCCAUUUAAAACUACACAAUCCCUCCGAUUAACUAAAACAACAGCUGUUAGCUGUCUGACACUCUCAAGCAGAAAAGCUUAUGGCCAUAACAAACUGACAGUUUAUGAGGAUGAUUGUAUUUGUCUUGUAGCUGCCUGUUCUUGUAGAUUUUUCUGAACCAAAUGCGUGUAUGAAGUGAAAAGUAAAUUAAUAUGUAUGAGAAAACAUCAAUAUUUGGUAAUGACAGCACAACAUGUGAUACUCUUUUAUGAUGAUGAGUUGAGGAAUUUAAUUUUCUUUGAUCUUGUGUGUGUUUCAGACUGCAAAAAAGACUCAAUACUGCAAGAGUAUUUGACUUAAAGGGUUAGUUCUCCCAAAAAUGAAAAUACUGUCAUUAAUUACUCGUCCUAGUGUCGUUUCAAACCCGUAGAACCUUUGUUCUUCUUUGGAACGCGUGUCGAAGACAAGUCGUUAUUUUUGCUUUCUUUGCAUGCAAAAAGUAUUCAUGUAGCUUCAUAACAGUAAAUUUAGAUUUAUUCUUAGCCUUUAGACUAAAUUGCCAUUUAGUUUUGGUCAUA
Labeo rohita (rohu) is the source of this 2102-nucleotide messenger RNA. Its product is annotated as secretin receptor. Bases 141 to 1478 code for a protein of 445 amino acids. NCBI's taxonomy places the organism in Eukaryota, Metazoa, Chordata, Actinopteri, Cypriniformes, Cyprinidae. Gene Ontology annotation, cellular component: plasma membrane. Gene Ontology annotation, molecular function: secretin receptor activity; peptide hormone binding; G protein-coupled peptide receptor activity. The record is from RefSeq and is a predicted model, not a curated record. The transcript is spliced from 13 exons. Gene Ontology annotation, biological process: cell surface receptor signaling pathway; adenylate cyclase-modulating G protein-coupled receptor signaling pathway.